This is a messenger RNA of Zerene cesonia (dogface butterfly), 4934 nucleotides long. RefSeq names its product serine/threonine-protein phosphatase 2A 56 kDa regulatory subunit gamma isoform-like. Gene Ontology annotation, cellular component: protein phosphatase type 2A complex; cytosol; nucleus. Gene Ontology annotation, molecular function: protein phosphatase activator activity. Lineage: Eukaryota; Metazoa; Arthropoda; Insecta; Lepidoptera; Pieridae. The coding region runs from base 92 to 1909 and encodes 605 amino acids. The record is from RefSeq and is a predicted model, not a curated record. The transcript has 10 exons. Gene Ontology annotation, biological process: signal transduction; protein dephosphorylation.
GCACGGCGCGGCAGUCCGGCCGCCCCCGCAACUCGCCCCGGUCCGGCGACGCCGGCACCCGUUCGGAUGCCGCUGCCGGCCGCCGCUUGCGAUGGUCCACGCCGGGCCAACUGUCCGCGCGCCCUCCCGCGCUAUGUUCGCCGCCACUGACGCGAAACCGCGCCGUGCAGUCUCGCCACUCGGUAUACCCAAAUCCCCCUCGUUUCAUUCUGGCUUGGACCUGGUCGCCAGCCAGACCAAGCGCUCGGAGAGCGUGACGGACGUUGCUCGUGCGUUCCGCUUCGCCCUUUUCGGUAUGGAGGGCCAGGCGCCCAAGGCGCCCUCGCCGCCUGACGCGCGGUCGCCGCCACCCCCAAUACCUGUUACCACUACGCCUCCUACUACUACCGCCCCUACGGUCGUGUCACCGGAGCGACCGCUACCUGCUGCAAAUGGAGAUAAAGAGAGCUUAAUGGUGCAGCUAUCGCUGCUUAAAGACACACCAGCCGCGGAGCGCGAACAGCUAUUCGUGCAGAAGCUGCGGCAAUGCUGCCUCCUCUUCGACUUCGCGGAGGAGCCGCUGUCGGACCUCAAGUGGAAGGAGGUGAAGCGGGCCGCGCUGCUGGAAAUGGUCGAGUAUGUGACGACACAGCGCGGCGUCAUCACCGAAGCUAUAUACCCCGAGGCAGUUAGCAUGUUCGCGAUAAAUCUAUUCCGUACAUUGCCACCGUCAUCAAACCCCAACGGUGCAGAGUUCGACCCAGAGGAGGACGAGCCCACGCUGGAGGCCGCCUGGCCGCACCUGCAGCUUGUGUACGAGCUGUUCCUGCGGCUUUUGGAGUCGCCAGACUUCCAGCCGAAUAUUGCUAAGAAGUAUAUUGAUCAGAAGUUUGUUCUUCAGUUGUUGGAGCUAUUCGACACGGAAGACCCGCGCGAGCGCGAUUUCCUCAAGACAACACUGCACAGGAUAUAUGGAAAAUUUCUAGUGUUACGCGCUUACAUAAGGAAACAAAUUAAUAACGUAUUCUAUAGGUUUAUAUACGAAACAGAGCAUCACAACGGUAUCGCGGAGCUGCUCGAAAUCCUGGGCUCCAUCAUCAACGGGUUCGCGCUGCCGCUCAAGGAGGAACACAAACAGUUCUUACUCAGGGUGCUGCUCCCGUUGCACAAAGCCAAAUCACUGUCGGUGUACCACCCGCAGCUCACGUACUGCGUGGUGCAGUUCCUAGAGAAGGACCCGUCGCUCACACAGCCCGUUGUCAGAGCGUUACUAAAGUACUGGCCGAAGACGCACUCCCCGAAGGAAGUUAUGUUCCUCAACGAAAUGGAGGAGAUACUCGACGUGAUCGAGCCGGCCGAGUUCCAGAAGAUCAUGGACCCGUUGUUCCGCCAGCUGGCCAAGUGCGUGUCCAGCCCACACUUUCAGGUGGCGGAGCGCGCGCUGUACUACUGGAACAACGAGUACAUCAUGUCGCUGAUAUCCAACAACGCGACGCACAUCCUGCCCAUCAUGUUCCCGUCGCUGUACCGCAACACCAAGAGCCACUGGAACAAGACGAUACACGGCCUCGUCUACAACGCGCUCAAGCUGUUCAUGGAGAUGAACCAGAAGCUGUUCGACGAGUGCACGCAGCAGUACAAGCAGGAGAAGCAGAGGGAAAGGGAACGUCUCCAGCAACGGGAGGAGUUAUGGCAGCGGCUGGAAGCCGUAGCGGCCGCCAACCCGGCGAGCCAGCUCGUCGACAACGAUGAACCUGACGCUGACCUUGAAACUUUGGCACAAGAGGCAAGAAAGAACCACAACGCCAAUAAGCCUCUGCUCCGCAAGAAGUCGGAGUUGCCGGCGGACGCGUCCACGGUGAAGGCGCUGAUCGAGCACAAGCGCGCCGACCCGUACCUCAGCACGCCGCCCGACGCCGACCGCUGCUAGCGGCGCGGGCCCACCCGCCGCGCGUGAGCCGCGUGGAACACUUUCCACGCGCGGAACACGUCGACGCGUCGGUCGCAUGGAACACGUGCCACGCGCGGAACGCGCCGACGCGUCGGACGCGUGGAACACGUGAGACAUGUGGAACAAGUGAAACACGUGGAACGAGUGAAACGCGUGAAACGAAUUAAAUACGUUAAACAUAUAUAAAUAUGAAACACGUGAAACCAGUUGAAAAUGUGAAAGUGAAAUUCGUGAUGUUGUUUGGUGGAUGUGUUGAACUGUAUUGGAAAUGCGUAUGGGCUGAAAUUGCAGAAAUACACGGUGUUUUUAAUAUAUAUUAGGUACUGUUCGCGUUAUAUCGGAUGUAUUUAAAUAACGGAAACCAUGAAAAUUUUCUGUUGGUAUAUUAUAUGUAAUAGUGAUAAAUGGGUGUUUAUGGAGCAUGGGCAGUGCCAGGGAACAAAAUAGAGUCAUUGGGUCAAAAAAGUCAUAAAUUCAGUAUUGACUGUAUUAUUAUUAAUUAGGACUUUGUGGUGGAAUGAAUAUCCUUAUUGAGGAAAUUAAGCCAUGCGGAAACUGCUCUAUGGAAGGUCCUAGUGAUGUUUAAAAUUAUAAAUGUUUGUCGCACAUUGGCGCCUAUUACAUUGCUCGGUGGCAAAUUAUAGUGUUAAUCACCUACAUGGCUUUGUAAGGCAGAAUAUAAUCUAUGAUGUCUAAAACUUGGAUACAAUGAAAAUAUACAGACACAGAUUUCUUCUAUAUCUCAAAAUAAUUGAUUGUUGCUAAAAUUUUAUACAGUAAACAAGCUUUAUCUACAAUUAAUAUUAUGCAGUAAUUUAUUAUAUUUAUUUAAGAUGUUAUAGAAGCAUACACAAUAGAUAAUAAAUGUUGUCAAUGUAAUCACAAUUUAUUUAUUGUAACAGAUGUUAGCUUGAAUGGGAUUUUAGAAUGAAUGAAAUAAACACAAAUCUAGCAUCAAAGUAGGUUAUACACAAUUUUGUUUGAAAUACACAUACACUACAAUAAUAAUUUGAACAAUCAAUACAUUAAUUUAUUUAGCUUCUGAAGUCAUUAAAUCAAUAUAGGAACAUAUAACCACCACUAUCUAUCUGUAUAAUGUAGAAGUAUGCUGACCAAAUUGUCUUAAAUCUGGUUUUAUUAUUAAAAAAUAUAAAACUGUUGAGCUGCUUAUUCAUAUUAUAAAAUCAUAUGAAUUUGUACAGCAUUCAGAUUUUAAAUGGAAACAGUUUGAAAAUGAUACAAAAAUCUUAGUUUUUUUUUUGACCUAAUAGAAAAUCUUCAACUACUUAAUUGAUAUUAUUGCAACAAAAAAUACAUGAAGACUGUUAAUAAAUAACAAAGGGAAAUUGGUCGCUGGCGACUAAAGUUAUUCUACUAAUGUAAUGUUAUUGAUUUAAUUAUUUUUUUCAAAAUUAUCAUUCCAAUCUGGUAUAUUCGAAGUGCCAAUAUUUCACCAGUCCCAGAUUACACAAAAGUGAUAUAAAUUAAAAUGCUAUGAAAUAGUUUUUUAUUUAUUUUUAUCGGGCACAUUCUGGACAUUGUUUUUUUUAGUAUCAAUUUACCUAAAAUAUUUGGAAUACAAUCAUUUGGCAAAGGAAAAGAAAUAAAUUUUACAAUAGGAUAAUAUUGCAUAGUACCAAACCAUAUCCACAUUUAUUCUGUACUAUAAUAUGAAAUAAUAUAACAAAAUUAAUGUAAAUCUUUCUAUAUGAAUACACCACAUCUAAAUAGCAUAAAAUUAUCAAGUAGAUAGUCACCCAGCAAUAGCUAUUACAAUUAAAUAUGUUCACUAUUGCCCUGAUUAAUGCCUACUGAUGUGCUUACUUUUCACUUAUUAUCAUGUAAUCUCCCUUACAUAUGUUUACAAAUUAUAAUCACAAAUAACUAUAAUAAUGAGGGGGGUUGCGAUGACGUCUUUAAGCAGGAUUAUUUCUAGUGUGGGAAAAAGAUAGGUUGUCCAGCGCCAAUUAUUUCCUACUGGAAUUAGUACUGCUGGCUUCUGGUCUAUUCUGUCUGUAAAAAUUAAUGUGGACAUUAGUGGGCACUAGUCUCUCUUUCAAUAUAAUUAGAGUUAUUAAACAAUUUUCUAACUUAUCUAAAAUAUCAGUGCUAUUUGUUAAGUGUGAAAACUCGAGUCUGAUUUUGUGUAUAAAAUACCUAUUUUAAUGUAUUUAUUUUCUAAUUAUACACUUGGACUAAGGCAUGACUGUUUAGAAUCAACUGCUGUAUUAUUGUUGUAUUUAUUUUAGCUUUGUAUUAUUUAUAAGUUUUAUAUCACAAGGGCUUUAUAAUAGUUAGCGGUAUAAAAUUGUCCAAUACAAAUAUGCUGUAGUUAUAAGUUAAUUUGUUGUAACAUUGUGAAUCUUAAAUCUAAUCAUGUUUGAGUCUGUGGUUUUGUUAGUAUUUUUUAAUGAUAUUUUCACUAUUUACGAACAUCUCUUUGUCAUAAUAAUAUAGAACCAAAACACAAAUUAGUUUGGCAAUGCACAAUAGCAAUGUAUAGUUUGCAAUGUUACAAGUAAAAUAACGUUGGUAACACGUAAUGACAGGUCCAUAUAUGGAUGCGGUUCAGGUCACGACUGUAAAACAAAUCAUGGCACCCAAACAAGAGCCCAGCAACUACCUUAUUGUUAUUUGUAUUUUACUUAUAAAUUAAGGUUACCGCGCGACUGUACCUGGCCGUUAGCGUAAUUAAAUUAAGGAGUAAAUUAUUAAUAUGCAGUUAUAUUCCGCGGAAGCUUCUGGAAAGCGGUUGAAUGCAAUUUUGUAUGAGUAUAUUUAAGUAAAGUCGGUACAGUCGCGCGGUAAAACGUUAACAGAUCUCCGAGUGCGAGUGUGAAUGGACUGACUCCGAUAGAAGAUAAUUUGCAACGCUGUUCAACAAAUUGAUAAAUUUUUGUAUAAAUAUUUAUAACGAUAAUGUAACUGUUGAAAACAAAGUAUUGUAACAAAUGACAUAUUAUAAGGUGCUUAUGAUUAUCGUUAUAAUACAGAGUUGUGCAUA